This is a messenger RNA of Beta vulgaris subsp. vulgaris (sugar beet), 3334 nucleotides long. Its product is annotated as plasma membrane ATPase 1. Bases 238 to 3129 code for a protein of 963 amino acids. NCBI's taxonomy places the organism in Eukaryota, Viridiplantae, Streptophyta, Magnoliopsida, Caryophyllales, Amaranthaceae. Gene Ontology annotation, biological process: regulation of intracellular pH; proton export across plasma membrane. Gene Ontology annotation, molecular function: ATP binding; P-type proton-exporting transporter activity; ATP hydrolysis activity. The transcript is spliced from 22 exons. Gene Ontology annotation, cellular component: plasma membrane. The record is from RefSeq and is a predicted model, not a curated record.
CAGCAAGAAAAUUAUACUAGUAAAAAUAGGAAGUUUAUAUUUAAAGGAAAUAAUGAAGGGGGAAGAGAGAGAACAUGUUAUGUUAUUGUUAUCAACUGUUACUGUUUCUGCACCCAGCGUUUCCACUUCUUAGAAAAUUGAGUUUUGGUUUUGGUGGCUUUCUUUAAGUUAUGAUUUGUAACUUGGGUUUUUAGAGAAAAAAUAGAAAGUUUUUGAGUGAAAAAAAGAGAAGAAAAGAUGGCUGAGAAGUCUGAAGUUUUAGAGGCAGUGUUGAAAGAAGCUGUUGAUUUGGAGAAUAUACCUCUUGAAGAGGUUUUUGAGAAUCUAAGAUGUAGCAAAGAGGGUCUUACGAGUGAUGCUGCUCAAGAAAGAUUAGCAAUUUUUGGUCCCAACAAACUUGAGGAGAAAAAGGAGAGCAAAGUAUUGAAGUUCUUGGGGUUUAUGUGGAACCCUCUAUCAUGGGUUAUGGAAGCUGCAGCUAUUAUGGCUAUUGCUCUUGCUAAUGGAGGGGGUAAACCUCCUGAUUGGCAAGAUUUUGUGGGUAUCAUCACACUGCUUGUGAUUAACUCCACCAUAAGUUUUAUCGAGGAGAAUAAUGCUGGAAAUGCAGCCGCCGCUCUCAUGGCUAGUUUAGCACCCAAAGCUAAGAUCUUACGCGAUGGAAGAUGGAGUGAGGAAGAUGCAGCAGUUUUGGUUCCUGGUGACAUCAUUAGUAUUAAACUAGGGGAUAUAAUUCCUGCAGACGCUCGGCUGUUAGAUGGGGAUCCUUUGAAAAUUGACCAGUCUGCGUUAACGGGAGAGUCUCUUCCUGUUACAAAAAACCCAGGGGAUGGUGUAUACUCUGGUUCUACUUGUAAACAAGGAGAACUUGAAGCUGUGGUCAUUGCAACUGGUGUGCACACAUUUUUUGGAAAGGCUGCGCACCUUGUGGACUCUACCAAUCAAGUUGGUCAUUUCCAAAAGGUCUUAACGGCAAUAGGGAACUUUUGUAUAUGUUCCAUCGCUGUUGGGAUGCUAGUAGAAAUAAUUGUCAUGUAUCCUAUUCAACAUCGUGCAUAUCGGCCCGGAAUUGACAAUUUGCUUGUCCUUCUCAUUGGAGGAAUUCCAAUUGCCAUGCCUACUGUUCUAUCAGUCACGAUGGCAAUCGGUUCUCAUCGCCUAGCUGAACAGGGAGCUAUUACAAAGAGAAUGACUGCUAUAGAGGAGAUGGCUGGUAUGGAUGUUCUUUGCAGUGAUAAAACUGGAACUUUGACAUUGAACAAGCUCUCAGUAGACAAAAAUCUGAUCGAGGUGUUUCAAAAGGGAAUGGAUGCAGAUACAGUUGUACUGAUGGCCGCUCAAGCCUCCAGGACAGAAAACCAAGAUGCAAUAGAUGCUGCUAUAGUUGGCACACUGGCUGAUCCGAAGGAGGCUCGAGCCGGUGUUCAAGAGAUUCAUUUUCUACCUUUCAAUCCAACUGACAAAAGAACAGCAUUGACUUACCUCGACAGGGAUGGCAAAAUGCAUAGGGUCAGCAAAGGUGCUCCAGAACAGAUUUUGCAUUUGGCGCACAAUAAAUCAGACAUAGAACGAAGAGUUCAUGCUGUUAUUGACAAGUUUGCUGAACGAGGCUUGCGUUCACUUGCUGUUGCGUACCAGGAAGUUCCAGAGGGGAGGAAAGAAAGUCCUGGAGGUCCAUGGCAAUUCAUUGGUCUCAUGCCUCUCUUUGACCCUCCAAGGCAUGACAGUGCAGAUACUAUAAGGAGGGCCUUAAAUCUCGGAGUAAAUGUGAAAAUGAUUACUGGUGAUCAACUGGCAAUAGGAAAGGAAACUGGUCGUCGCUUGGGUAUGGGUACCAACAUGUACCCUUCAUCGUCUUUACUUGGGCAGAGUACGGAUGAAUCAAUUGCCUCUUUACCAAUUGACGAUCUGAUUGAAAAAGCUGAUGGAUUUGCUGGUGUUUUCCCUGAGCACAAGUAUGAAAUUGUCAAGCGAUUGCAAGCACGGAAACAUAUUUGUGGAAUGACUGGGGAUGGAGUGAAUGAUGCCCCAGCUCUUAAGAAGGCUGAUAUUGGAAUAGCAGUUGCUGAUGCAACUGAUGCUGCUCGUAGUGCUUCCGAUAUUGUUCUUACAGAGCCUGGUCUCAGUGUCAUUAUUAGUGCCGUUUUGACAAGUCGAGCAAUCUUCCAGAGAAUGAAAAACUACACUAUUUAUGCCGUUUCUAUUACUAUCCGUAUUGUACUUGGUUUCAUGCUACUGGCUCUUAUAUGGAAGUUUGAUUUUCCACCCUUCAUGGUUCUUAUUAUUGCCAUUCUCAAUGAUGGUACCAUUAUGACCAUAUCAAAGGAUAGGGUGAAGCCUUCUCCUAUGCCAGACAGCUGGAAGCUAUCUGAGAUUUUUGCCACUGGAAUUGUCAUUGGUAGUUACUUGGCUAUGAUGACUGUGAUAUUUUUCUGGGCAGCAUACGAGACUGAUUUCUUCCCGAGGGUGUUUGGGGUUUCACAUUUGAACAGACAAUCAGCUACUACUCCUGAAGCAAGAGCGGUUAUUACACACAAGCUUGCAUCUGCCAUAUACCUUCAAGUCAGCACAAUCAGUCAGGCUCUUAUAUUUGUUACCCGAUCUCGAAGUUGGUCUUUUGUGGAGCGUCCUGGUCUAUUUCUAGUUGGUGCUUUCAUGAUUGCUCAGCUGGUUGCUACUCUAAUUGCAGUAUAUGCUAAUUGGGCCUUUGCUGCAAUUGAAGGGAUCGGUUGGGGUUGGGCUGGUGUCAUCUGGCUAUACAAUGUCAUCUUCUAUAUCCCUCUUGAUUUUGUCAAAUUCUUCACGAGCUAUGUUCUGAGUGGAAGAGCCUGGGAUCUCGUUAUCGAGCAAAGGAUUGCCUUCACAAAGAAGAAAGAUUUCGGUAAGGAAGAACGUGAGCUUAAGUGGGCACAUGCACAAAGAACCCUUCACGGAUUGCAAGCACCAGAAGCCAAGAUGUUCACCGAGCGAACAAAUUACCACGAACUCAAUCAAAUGGCCGAGGAAGCCAAGAGGAGAGCUGAAAUGGCGAGGUUGAGGGAACUACUUACCCUGAAAGGGCAUGUGGAUUCAGUGGUGAAGCUUAAGGGGCUCGACAUCGAGACAAUCCAGGGAUCAUACACUGUCUGAGGUCAUGCCAAUGGUUAUUAUAUACAGUAGCAUCUAUAUAAUAUGCUGAGAGUAAAGAUUAGUUCAGCAUGUAGUUGUGAGUUAGCCAAUUUUUUUCCCUCUUUUUUUUCACAAACAUCUUCCUUAUUUGUGUAACAUGCUUUCGCUAUUUUGAAAUGAAAAGUUCAUAUGGUGGUUGUGAGUUAUGACCAUCUAUUUUCGUUCA